Molecule: messenger RNA, 2460 nt
Organism: Sycon ciliatum
Lineage: Eukaryota; Metazoa; Porifera; Calcarea; Leucosolenida; Sycettidae
Product: tyrosine-protein kinase SRK2-like
Exons: 4
Coding region: 325-1896 (523 amino acids)
Biological process (GO): cell differentiation; cell surface receptor protein tyrosine kinase signaling pathway; protein phosphorylation
Cellular component (GO): extrinsic component of cytoplasmic side of plasma membrane
Molecular function (GO): non-membrane spanning protein tyrosine kinase activity; signaling receptor binding; ATP binding
Source: RefSeq, a predicted model, not a curated record
GUCAGUCAGUCCGGGUGUGAUGAUCUGGCAAGCGGCAGUGUUAGUGAACGCUGCUGAUGCGUGCAUGCAUUAUCGUGCUGCAUCCCGCUCAGCUCAGGCGAUCAAACGGGCACAGCUCAGCAACGGCAGCAGAAACACUGUGCUCGCCCUCUUUCCUCGGCCUAUUGCGUGCACAUGGGACGCUAUUGGUUCGUCAGGCAGAAAAGCAAAAGAGAGGGCGCCAAGCUUAUGAGAAAAGCCCCGAGAAAAAGCGGCAGUGUAUCUCUCGUUGAAGGGGCCGCGCAGGCCGAGUAGCUAGGUUGGGCUGCCGUCGCCACUGCCACAAUGGGCUGUUGCUGCUCCGGCGGAGAAAAGUCCUCUGGCAACCACCAGCAGAACAGCCACCAGCCCAAUCAGCCACAGCAACCCCAGAAUCUGAACUUUACGGACAGCCAUGGCGGGCCAACAGCUGGCGGUCCAAGCGCUACAGGAGGAAUGGCAGGCAUGGGAGGAGGAGGACCGCGGUCUCUUCCCGCAGCUCCUGCACCAACGACUCCAAUGAGCAAUGCAAACAUCUUCCUAGCUUUGUAUGAUUAUGACGCACGCACAGCCGAGGAUUUGAGUUUCAAGAAAGGCGAGCAGCUACAGGUGGUGAACAACCAGGAUGGUGACUGGUGGAAAGCCACGUCUCUUGUGACUGGCAACUCCGGCUACAUUCCCAGUAAUUAUGUGGCACCGCAAGCUAGUGUGCAAGCCGAAGAGUGGUUCUUUGGUCGCAUCAAGCGAUCCGAUGCGGAAAAGAAGCUUCUGGCGCCUGGCAAUCCGCACGGAACAUUCCUAGCGCGAGAAUCUGAAUCUCAGCCCGGCAACUACUCGUUGUCGCUGCGAGAAAACGACAACGUCAAGCAUUAUAGGAUCCGUACAAUGGAUAACGGGCACUUCUACAUCGCUAGCCGUGCCAUUUUCGCCACGCUCGGCGACCUGGUUGAGCAUUACAAGGUGGAAUCGGACGGCCUGUGCACGCACCUAACGAGACCCUGUCCUCACGGAGAGCGACCUAUAACCAGCGGUCUAUCAUACGACACGAAAGAUCAAUGGGAAAUCCCACGUGAGUCGCUGGAGCUUCGGAAUCGUCUGGGAGCCGGGCAGUUCGGUGAGGUGUGGGCAGGUCUGUGGAACAAAACCACCAAGGUUGCUGUGAAGACCCUAAAAGCUGGAACCAUGUCACCUGAGGCGUUCUUGGAGGAAGCCCAAAUCAUGAAGACGCUGAGACACGAGAAGCUAGUGCAGCUGUAUGCCGUGUGCUCACAGCAGGAACCUCUGUACAUUGUGACUGAGCUCAUGUCCAAUGGAUCGCUGUUGGACUACCUGAAGAACAGCGACGGUCGUUUUGCAAAACUGCCUGUCCUGGUGGAUAUGGCUGCACAGGUAGCGUCAGGGAUGGCAUACCUGGAGGUGCAGAACUACAUUCACCGUGACUUGGCGGCAAGAAAUAUCCUGGUAGGUGAAAACAAUAUCUGCAAGGUUGCGGACUUCGGCUUGGCCAGAGUUAUCCAGGAUGACGAGUAUUGCGCCCGAGAAGGUGCAAAGUUCCCCAUCAAGUGGACAGCACCAGAGGCAGCACUUUACAAUCGCUUCACCAUCAAGUCUGAUGUCUGGUCGUUUGGUGUUCUCUUGUCGGAAAUCAUCACACAUGGCCGUGUGCCCUACCCCGGAAUGUCCAAUGCCGAAGUGCUCACACAAGUGGAUCGCGGCUACAGAAUGCCACCUCCGCCAAAUUGUCCCGAGCCAUUUUAUCAGAUCAUGUUGGACUGCUGGAAGAAGGAGGAAAUGGACCGCCCUACGUUUGAAUAUCUCCGUUAUCGUCUAGAAGAUUACUUCGUAUCAUCUGAGGGCCCCUACAAGGGCCUGGAAUAGCUGAAGGUGGGCUUGCAGAACAAUUAUAUUCAGCAUCCUUUUUCAGUUCAUUCUAGUUAUAAAUCUGGUUUGUGUUGCUCUCAAGAUCAGAUCAGUGCCCCGAUCAACAUGCACUUGUCACCCUACCAACACACACACAGAUACUCAUACGCCACUGUGCAAGCCUGUUGCAUGUUCUGACACUUCCCAGUAGGCAAUCGUUCGAGUAGUAUUUACUGGUUAUGAAAAUGUAUUUAGUUUCACUGCGGCCAGACACAUGCCCUCUCCCACUGACCCACACUGGGACCACAUGAUGGUGAUAAUAAUAUUUUUUCUUCUGGCCUUAUUGACAACAGGAAAAAGCCAGUGUUUAGAACCAUGCCUGCAUCUGUUUGCCUUCAUUUUUGUACGAAUUUCCCCUAUUUUUAAUUCUUGAUAUUUGUACAUUGACACCCAUGUCCACCAGUACCCUCCAGUACCUUUCUAUCUUCGGUGUGAAGAAAGUUGGUGUGCUGGCGGCGGUGACAUUUUUUCUGUGAUUAUUAUUUUUAUACUAUUGCGUGGAAUUGAAUAGCGGUUGUUUCA